Molecule: messenger RNA, 3117 nt
Organism: Cryptomeria japonica (Japanese cedar)
Lineage: Eukaryota; Viridiplantae; Streptophyta; Pinopsida; Cupressales; Cupressaceae
Product: vacuolar-sorting receptor 1
Exons: 13
Coding region: 653-2545 (630 amino acids)
Molecular function (GO): calcium ion binding
Source: RefSeq, a predicted model, not a curated record
AGAUUUUCUGUCAAUACAAAAAUAACGAAGAAAACUCAACACAGAUUUGCUUUCAAUAAAAAAAUGUCAUAGUUUUUCUUCACUAUUAAGCAACUUCCAUCUGUUUAGCUUACCCAACCUUUUUAUAACCCUAAUUGUAAUUAGCUGGACUCCCCUUCUGUUGUUUGCCGUGAAUCACGUUCAAUCCACUUUAAUUAAUUUGUACGGUUUUUGCGUGUAUAUCAGCCAGAGGACAUUAGUCCAGUCGUCUUCCAAUGAACAAGGAAGCGAUAAUAAAACAGGCCGGGAGCUUCGUUGAUGGAAGCAUUUGAUCCAAUUUACCCUAUGCCUAACUAAAUUCAAAUCUUUGGAAACCCUCGUGAAUUAGAGAGGACGUUGGCAGUUUCAUGAUGAUGUUCUGUUUGUCGAAAAUGGUUUAGUUUAGCUUUAGAUUUUGCAAUUAAUUGCCCGAAUGUGAAACCCCACUGGAAAAGUUCGUAGACUUCAAUUGAUCUGCACCGGCGUAGCUAAUUUAGCGGUUGCGGGGUUUGAAUCUGUAAAAUUUAACGAGACUUUGAAACCCUGAUUGAAAUUAGGGGUUUUUUUCUUUGAUGGCGUGGUAAGUAUUUUUUUAGUUUUGAGCUGAGACUUAAUUGGGAGUAUUGAGGACAAGAUGGGGAGGGGGAAGAGCUGCGGCUUAGCUGCGGUGGCUUUAGCUGUGUUUUUUUCUGUCAUGGCUCCGGCUGUGGGAAAAUUUGUAGUGGAGAAGAAUAGCUUGGGAGUUACUUCGCCGGAUUCUAUAAAGGGCACGUAUGACAGCGCGAUUGGCAAUUUUGGGAUUCCUCAGUACGGUGGGACAAUGGUUGGGACGGUGAAUUAUCCCAAGGAUAAUAAGAACGGCUGUAAGACAUUCGAUACUUUUAAUAUUUCGUUUAAGUCCAAAACGGGAGAGCUUCCCGUUGUCGUGCUCGUCGAUCGUGGAGAUUGCUAUUUUGCUUUGAAAGUUUGGAAUGCUCAAAAUGCUGGAGCAGCAGCAGUUCUUGUCUCUGAUGAUAGGGAGGAACCUCUGAUCACCAUGGAUUCACCUGAAGAAGAUACUUCAGCAGCUGAAUAUCUUCAGAAUAUUACUAUUCCUUCAGCUCUCAUAGAGAAAAACUUUGGUGACAAGCUGAAAUCGGCAUUAAGCAAGGGGGACAUGGUUAAUAUAAAUUUGGACUGGAGAGAGUCUGUUCCACACCCAGAUGAUCGUGUGGAGUAUGAAUUGUGGACAAACAGUAAUGAUGAAUGUGGAGUCAAGUGUGAUACCCAAAUGGAGUUUGCAAAGAAUUUCAAAGGUGCUGCACAAAUUCUUGAGCAUAGUGGUUAUACACAAUUUACUCCUCACUACAUCACUUGGUACUGCCCACAGGCCUUUACUGUGAGCAAGCAGUGCAAAGCACAAUGCAUUAAUCAUGGAAGAUACUGUGCGCCUGAUCCAGAGCAGGACUUCAGUAGGGGUUAUGAUGGAAAAGAUGUGGUCAUUGAAAAUUUGAGACAGCUGUGUGUCUUUAAAGUUGCAAAUGAGACUAAGAAACCCUGGGUUUGGUGGGAUUAUGUCACUGAUUUCCAUAUCAGGUGUCCAAUGAAGGAUAAAAAAUACAACAAGGAAUGUGCAGAUAUGGUGAUCAAAUCUCUAGGAAUGGAUAUCAAGAAGAUAGAAAAAUGCAUGGGAGAUCCAAAUGCAGAUUCAGAUAACCCUAUCUUGAAAGCUGAGCAAGAUGCACAGGUUGGACAUGGAUCUCGUGGUGAUGUAACAAUUCUGCCUACUCUCAUAAUCAACAAUAGACAAUAUAGAGGGAAAUUGGACAAAGGAGCUGUUUUGAAGGCAAUAUGUGCAGGUUUUGAAGAAACUACUGAGCCUGCAAUUUGCUUGAGUGAAGAGAUGGAGACAAAUGAGUGUUUGACAAAUAAUGGUGGUUGCUGGCAAGAUAAGAAGGCAAAUAUAACAGCCUGCAAGGAUACUUUUAGAGGAAGGGUCUGUGAAUGUCCUUUGGUUCAAGGUGUUCAGUUCAAGGGAGAUGGCUAUUCUAAUUGUGAAGUUGCUGGAUCUGGACGGUGCAAGAUCAAUAAUGGUGGUUGCUGGCAUAGUACCCAGGAUGGACAGACAUUCUCAGCUUGUCUGGAAACACAGAAUAGUGGAUGCAAGUGCCCUCCUGGCUUUAAGGGAGAUGGUGUCAACAAGUGUGAAGAUAUUGAUGAGUGCAAAGAAAAGAAGGCUUGCCAAUGUUCAGACUGUAGUUGCAAAAACACAUGGGGUAGUUAUGAUUGUAGCUGUAAGGGUGACCUCCUGUACAUCAGAGACCACGAUACUUGCAUAAGCAAAAAAUCUGAACAGGCAAAGGUUGGUUGGGCUGCAGUAUGGGUGAUUCUAUUUGGCUUGGCUUCUGUUGCCAUUGGGGGUUAUGUGGUUUAUAAAUACAGACUUAGAUCAUACAUGGACUCAGAAAUCAGAGCCAUCAUGGCCCAAUACAUGCCUCUUGAUAGCCAAGGAGAGACUCCCAAUCAUGUUCAUGAAGAAAGGCUGUAAAUGCAACCUAGCCAGCUAGUUUUACAUCAAUUCUGCAGAUGAUUCUACAGAUUUUUUAUAUCCGUUUCUGCAUGAUUGUUGUGGUUGAAUCUAUUAGGUUAUUUUUUCAACCUUAGAAGUCAUGCAAAUUAUAGAUACUUGCUGUUCAGAUAGCUUCCCUACUUAUGAGCGGCAUGCUCACUUUUGAAUUGUAUAUCAUGAGAAGUUGGGGAGGAUUAGAUAUGUACUGUAGUUUGAGGCUUGCCUGUCUGAAAUAACAGGCAACUUGAUUAUGUCCUUAUUGGAAUUCUAUUUAGUCAGCACAGGUGCAACGUUGCAGUUUUCCAGUUUUUGAUUGUGAUUUAUGAAAGGAAGUUACUGUAGCGUGCAGCAUUCUUGAGUGGAAUCUCUGUUUGAAGGCUGACACUGCUAAAGUUUUUAAGCAGUGUAGUAUAAUUUGUCUUUUAACAAGUUUUAACAUUGAUAUAAGAAUGUUCUCCUUGCAAACCUCCUUCAAAUGUAACUUUGGACAUCCAUUUUUAGUCUGAUAAUAUGCAAUGCUCGAAGGCUGCAUAAAGUGAUUCAAUUUCCCA